AUGAAGGGUGUUAUAAGAUUUGCUAAGAAAGGGAAACUUAGUCCCCGGUAUGUUGGUCCUUACAGGAUAUCCAAGAGAAUUAACAAUGUAGUAUAUGAGUUGGAGCUACCGUCAGAGUUAGCAGGAAUCCAUCCAGUAUCCCGCAUUUCAAUGUUAAAGAUGUUAAAUAAGUUUAUGGGUGAUCCUUUACUUAUUAUACCUACUGAAAAUAUUGGUAUUAAGGACAACCUAUGUUAUGAAGACGUAUCCGUUGAAACACUUGAUCAUCAGGUUCGCAAAUUGAGAACGAAUGAGGUAGCAUCAGUGAAGGUUCUAUCGAGAAAUCAGUUUGUUGAGGAAUAA
Messenger RNA from Solanum pennellii, 342 nucleotides. RefSeq lists its product as uncharacterized. Bases 1 to 342 code for a protein of 113 amino acids. NCBI's taxonomy places the organism in Eukaryota, Viridiplantae, Streptophyta, Magnoliopsida, Solanales, Solanaceae. The record is from RefSeq and is a predicted model, not a curated record. The transcript has a single exon.